Messenger RNA from Mycena citricolor, 714 nucleotides. Lineage: Eukaryota; Fungi; Basidiomycota; Agaricomycetes; Agaricales; Mycenaceae. The record is from the annotation of a GenBank genome assembly.
AUGCCUUUUGACGCGUCGAGAAAAACUUUCGACAACCUCCGCAGCUCUCCGAGCAACUACACCACAUGGAAACUCAACGUCGAAGCCGUCGCCAAGACCUACAAAGUAUGGCGGAUGAUCCAAGGCCGCGUAUUGGAGCCCGACUUCCUGGACCCCAAUGCCCCGACAAAGUCGGAACAAGUCGAGCACGACGAGUGGGAGGAUCUACGGGAUGAGGCAGCGGGAAUGCUCUGGCUCUGCAUCGAGCCGGACCAGCAGGAACAUGUGAAGUCGGUGCGGAAUAACCCGGAGAUGAUGUGGGAUAAGCUGGCGGAACUUCAUCGCGCCCAAUCGGCCGCGCCUCGUUUCUCCACCCUCAUAAACCUUCUCAACGUCACGCGCGAGCCCGACAAACCUCUCAUGACCUUCCUCACGCGCAUCACCAGUCUCGGCGGCGAAUGGCGCGAACUCCUUCCACCCACUCUCUCCCUCAACCAACUAUGCGAGGAACUGCAAUGCAUCGCCGCGAUACAACAACACGGCAAAGCUCACGCUCGACGCUGUCCGCCUAUCCUUCUACACCGAGGACAACCGCCCAACGAUGAACGGCGGUACUGCGGCAUCUGCCAUGAGGGCAUCGUCUUUGUCGAGCACCUCAUACACCCCCUCACUUGCCUCUCCUUCCUUGACUCCCGCGGCCUCAUCGACCGCCAAAUGCCCGUUUUGCGAUCGUGA